AUAAUUAAUUUGAUUUUCUUCAUUUUCAGAUGGUACUUUUUGGAAUUUAUCAAACCGAGUGUUCCCCAUCAUUUUAUAAUCCAUAUUACAGAACUUAUCCAUAUGUACAGUCUUCCUAUCAAUAUAACAUUCCAGAAGUCAUCCCUCAAGCGAUACCACCUCCACAAACCUUUUACGAAAACGUUCCAAUUUUACCACCUCCAUCACUUUUACCACCCUUAAAUAUCUUGGCGGAAUCGCCAUCGUCGAUAUCAACAUCUUUCACCGUUGUACCGAUGGUUUUGGUUGCAAAAGAAAAUAUGAACAUGAUUUCGGAGGGUAAAAUAAUGAAAAUUUCGAAAGAAAAACCUGAGAUGACUUUGAAAAUUAAUAAAACUUCAAAUUUAUUGCAAGCAACUCCGGCUGUAAAAAUCUCUUUGGAUCAACCGAUUUUGGUUUAUUCGGUUCGUUCGGAAAUUCUUUUCCCUUCAAAUAUCGAAAUCGUGCAUCAAGGUUAUAAAUUACCAAUUAGAAUUGGAAGUAUAAUCGCUCCCGUUGAUUACCAUGCUUUUAUUAAUAAUUAUAAUCAAGGACCUAUACAGCUAAACGAAGUUUUUGCGGUCCCUGCUGAACCCGUAAAAAUCGAUUACGUUAAUAACGAUAAAGGUGUUAUUAUUAAACCGGAGGAUGAUGCGGUUAUUAUUGAGAAUAAUUCAAAUUUAUUAACACCAUCCAAAAAUGUUACCGUUUUAAUCUUUCCAACUAAAGAGGAUGAACCACUAUUAAUUCCUGACGAAGAAGAUGACGAAUUAGUGAACAGAAAUCCUCCGAUAGUUCUUGCUCCUGGUGGAAUUUCAGCUUCCCUUCAACCAACAAUUGUGGAAAGUCCGUUUGAGAAUUCUAAAGAAUCAUUUAUUUUACAACAAUUAAGAGAAGAAGCUUUGAAACGAUAUUAAAAAGAUCUAUUCAACAACGUUUAAAAUUAAAUCAUUUAAAUUAAAUCGUUCAGAAAAGUGAGAGGUAAUUGAGUGAUUGAACUCGAGUAAACUUCUUUAAUUUUUAAAUCGUGCGUGGGAUGUGUUGAUCGGAAAACCUGUUUGCUUCUCUGAAAACGACGCGAUGAUAAAUUAUUUUAUAAACUGAUGAUUGAAUUAAAGCUGCUUUUUAUCAAUUAA
Molecule: messenger RNA, 1154 nt
Organism: Onthophagus taurus
Lineage: Eukaryota; Metazoa; Arthropoda; Insecta; Coleoptera; Scarabaeidae
Source: RefSeq, a predicted model, not a curated record